This is a messenger RNA of Vombatus ursinus (common wombat), 918 nucleotides long. Its product is annotated as vomeronasal type-1 receptor 1-like. Gene Ontology annotation, molecular function: pheromone receptor activity. Lineage: Eukaryota; Metazoa; Chordata; Mammalia; Diprotodontia; Vombatidae. Gene Ontology annotation, biological process: G protein-coupled receptor signaling pathway. The transcript has a single exon. The coding region runs from base 1 to 918 and encodes 305 amino acids. The record is from RefSeq and is a predicted model, not a curated record. Gene Ontology annotation, cellular component: membrane.
AUGAUUGCUAGUAACAUAGCACUGAGGAUUAUCUUCAUCUCUCAGAUUGGAGUUGGGGCCCUGGGGAACUCCUUUCUCCUGGGCCUUUAUACCAUCACCUUAUGCAUUGGCCCCAGGAUGAGACCCAUAGAUUUUCUUCUCAUACAGUUGGCCUUUGUCAAUGAUUUGGUGCUUCUCUCCAAAGGGAUCCCUCAGACAAUGGCUGCUUUUGGGCUCAACAAUUUCUUAGAUGAUGUGGGAUGUAAACUUGUGUUUUACCUUCACCGAGUGGCCCAGGGCCUUUCUCUCUCCACUACCUGCCUCCUGAGUGGAUUCCAAGCCAUCAUUUUAAGUCCUAGAAGCUCUAGGUGGGCAGAACUCAAAGUCAAAAUUCCAAAAUGCAUUGUCCCCUUCUGUCUCUUGUGCUGGGCCCUAGAUCUACUGAAAAAUUGUGUUAUUCUUAUAUAUAUUAAAGGCUUACAGGACAAUGAAAACAUCACUAGCACUCAGGAUUUUGGUUUUUGCUCAGCAUCAUUUAAUCCCUCAUUUAUUUCUUCACUCUAUCUAUCCAUGAUUUCCCUUCCUGAUGUUGUGUGUCUAGGAAUCAUGGUGUUGACCAGUGGCUCCAUGGUGAUUACCCUAUACAGACACCAUCAAAGAAUCCAGAAUAUUCACAGCACCAGCUUUUCCUCUAGAACCUCCCCUGAGACCAGAGCCACGCAAACCAUAGUGGUGCUAGUCAGUAUGUUUAUUUCCUUUUACUCACUCAAUUGUAUCUUAGUAUGUUGUGUGCACUCUGGAAAAGCACCUUUGUGGCUGGUUCAUACCUCUGCUUUCUUGGCUGCCUGCUUUCCAGCUUGUAGCCCCUUUGUGCUGAUCACCAGUGACUCCCAAAUCACUAAGUACUCCUUAGCUAUCUGGGGAAAGAUAAAGUCCUGA